AUGGCUUCUUUUUCAGUGGAAGAAUUCAUAGGAAAUGGAAUUUUAAAGGGGCUGCUUCAAAAGUUGUUGGAAGAAGGAUGGGAUGAUGUUCCAACUCUGAAGAUUAUGAGUUCAGAGGAAAUGGAUUUGCUACACAUGACACAACAGCAAAAGGACGCACUUGGAAUCAGGUCCUACCUGCAUGAUCGUAGCUUGAUGCAAUAUGCAGAUAAGAUGGAGGACUGUGGAAAAAAUCUGGCAGAGCUUAUCAAUUUAAGCACCACAGAUCUUUCUACUCAGUUCGAAAUGAAGAGAGGCCACAUUGCACGUUUUGUAAACAGAAGAAUAAGUGAAGAUUCUUUUAAAUUGCAUGCACUUGCUGCUAGAAGAAAAAGCAGCACGAUGAUGCAUAGAGACGAUAGCAUUCCCAAAAGUUUUGGAUCUAAUAGCUCUAACAGCUUGACAAGAUCACACAUAAGAAGUAAUGCUGCUUCUGAUGCACUUGAACGAUCAAUGGCUGAAAUGAAGAUUAAAGAAGGAUAUGUCUUUAAGGGUAUUGUAGCGGCUGAACCAGCUGAGCCUAGAGCAUGUGGCUGUGUGAAUCCACCUCCUAUCAGUGACCAAGUUGCUCCUUAUGGUGCUAUUGAAAAUAUUUCAGUUCAGAAACUGACUCCUGAGUAUAAAAUUGGCAUGGACCCAUUGGUGAAAACCAAGGCACCUCCAUUGAAGGCUUCAGAACUAUGGCGAGAAAAACCAGCUGUUUUCCUGUGUCUCCGAAGACCAGGGUGCAUCAUGUGUAGAGCUGAGGCACACCAACUCUAUUCCAGGAAAGCAAUAUUUGAUGCACUUGGGGUUCAACUAUUUGCUGUUCUUCAUGAGCACAUAGAGUCAGAGGUAAAAGAUUUCUGGCCUCGAUACUGGGGUGGUGUUGUGGUUCUUGAUCGAGGUAGGGACUUCUUUAAGGCUCUUGGAGGGGGAAAACUGAACAAGGAGAAGUUCCUUUCAGGAUUUUUGCUGAAUCCUCGAGCACUUUCCAACUACAAGCGUUCAAAAGCAAUGCACAUAGAGUACAAUUUCAAAGGAGAAGGUGAAAUAAAAGGUGGACUCUUUGUAGUAGGGAUGGCAAAGAGUGGCAUAGCUUACCAGUUCAUAGAGAGAAACUUUGGUGAUUGGGCACCCCUAGCUGAAGUCAUUGAGAUCUGUUCUCAGAUGCAGAACCAACAAGAAGGUCAAAGGAUGAGUGUGCAGUACUGA
Molecule: messenger RNA, 1233 nt
Organism: Sphenostylis stenocarpa
Lineage: Eukaryota; Viridiplantae; Streptophyta; Magnoliopsida; Fabales; Fabaceae
Source: the annotation of a GenBank genome assembly